Cryptotermes secundus is the source of this 7357-nucleotide messenger RNA. RefSeq names its product tubby-related protein 4 (gene Tusp). The record is from RefSeq and is a predicted model, not a curated record. The coding region runs from base 501 to 4970 and encodes 1489 amino acids. NCBI's taxonomy places the organism in Eukaryota, Metazoa, Arthropoda, Insecta, Blattodea, Kalotermitidae. The transcript is spliced from 14 exons. Gene Ontology annotation, molecular function: protein binding.
AUCAAUAAUUUGUGUUAGGGAGGGUUGGAUACGUGGUUUCGUAAACGAAGUUCGUACAUUUCUGAAGUGUUGACUGCAGGAAUAGUGCAGUAUAAUGAAUCAGAUACGUGAGAUUUGUUUUUAAAUUGGUUUUAAUUAUUCGAUGUGCGAAUGAUUAAACUUUGUUGUUACUUUUUUAACUUGUUAGAGUUUCGACGCUUUUCGCGCUAGAACUGUUGUGAAUUUAUUUAUAAUACAAGCCAAUUCUUCUAGUGUUUUUUAAAACCAAAACAGAAAUGUUGCUCCGCCAAACAUAGUGAUAACGGGGUGAGACACUGGUAUUUGUUAUACGACAAUUGUGACAAAUUUUGCUGUCAUGAACUACUCAGUUGACGAAAGUACGCAGGCUUUACCAUGAGAAAUUCCGCCGGUAUUGUGCUGUACGUAGGUAUUGAACUUACCGAUUUUUAUUAAUCCUGCUCUACUUCACCGUGCCGUGGUUUGUGAAUGAUCGUUCGGCUAUGCACCUUCAUUUUGAGCGCAAUACCAAUGCUAAAUGUGAUUGUGCUAUCCUUUCCCUGACAUGGAUGGGGAAGGUGCCCGAUGAGCUGCCAGAAGAUGAAGGGUGGAAACUGAACCGCACCAAUUACUAUCAAGAAGGCUGGCUGGCAACAGGCAACGUACGGGGAAUUGUCGGCGUCACAUUUACCACGUCACACUGCAAGAAGUCCGUCGACUUCCCACUUAGAACAAACUAUAACCUCCGCGGGCACCGUUCUGAGGUGAUCUUGGUGAAGUGGAAUGAGCCGUACCAGAAGCUGGCCUCAUGUGACAGCUCAGGCAUUAUCUUUGUCUGGAUCAAGUAUGAGGGCAGGUGGAGCAUUGAGCUCAUCAACGAUCGAAACACUCCUGUCACACAUUUCUCUUGGUCACAUGACGGUCGCAUGGCGCUCAUCUGUUACCAGGAUGGUUUUGUAUUGGUUGGUUCUGUGGCAGGUCAGCGCUAUUGGUCUUCCAUGCUCACAUUGGACUCCACCAUCACAUGUGGUAUAUGGACACCUGAUGACCAGCAAGUGUACUUUGGAACAACAGCAGGGCAGAUCAUCGUGAUGGAUGUUCAUGGGGCCAUGGUGUCCCAGGUGCAAUUGAGUAGUGAUGUGGGAAUUACAAUGAUGGCCUGGUCUUGUGAAAAAUUCAAGAUGGAGGAGGGAGAUGAAAGAACUCCUGUAGUAGGGCAGUACACCCCUCCUGCAGAUGGCUGCAUCUUCAUCUUAGCAGUGAGUCUGCAGAAUGGAUAUAUAUUCCUCAUGAAGAGUUUUGAUGAUGUUUCACCAAUCCAAGUGCACACUGGUUUGUGUGGGCCCCUGUGUCUGGAGUGGAGUAACUGUCAUGAGCUCCUGGCUGUAGCUGGCACUAUGCAACAGACAGUUCCUGCCUCUGCUGGGACACAGCAGUCAUCCCCAGACUCCAAAGUGGCUUCUGCACCCACAGUGGAAUAUACCAACAUGCUAAAAUUUUACUCUGAAACUGGUGUGCUCCUCUAUUCGACAAUAAUUCCCUACACCCAGUCUCCAGUGACAGCACUGACAUGGGGUCAUAAUGAUAAACGACUGUUCAUUGCAACGGGGUGUCAGGUGCACAUUGCUUGGGUGUCACGAAGAGUGGCAUCAUUGCAGCUAAUGUGUCGUCUACGCAUUCACUCACAACUAAGGGGUGGUGAAAACAAAGUUACCGCCCUACCUCUGCCUCCUCGGAUCAAGGCUCUCAUCUCAAAUCUGUUUGCUCAAACCAUCAGGUGUUGCGUUCCUGAAUCAUCAGCACUUCGUGAGUUUGUUUCACGACCACCUGCAGGCAGUGUGCGGCUUCACUGCACCAUGAUCCGUCAUGAUGACGAUUCCAACCUGAGCUCAGGUACAUGCUACACACUGUACCUUGAGUAUCUUGGUGGACUUGUCCCUCUUCUCAAAGGCAAGCGCACAAGCAAGAUUCGCCCUGAGUUCGUCAUCUUUGACCCUCAAGUUGAUGAAUUAGCCUUAGCAGCUGAUUCUACUGAUUCAGCAAAGAGUAGCGGUUCAUCUCAGAAUGCUGCAAGUGAUACAUCUGAUACAGAACGUGAAGAUGGUUGUGGUAGUCCCAGGGUACAGAGACGUAAGCGAAGACGCAACAAGUCACACAGUGGAGGUGUUGAUAGGGGCAUGGGCAUUGGUGCUGAUGGGGAACAAGAUGACCUUGCCUAUGUUGACACAUUGCCAGAACACAUUCGGCUUGUUGAGGUCACAUCCAACAUAUGGGGUACAAAGUUCAAGAUUCAUGGACUGGCUUCAUCCGUUCCAGCCAACCUGGGCCAGGUGACGUAUAAAACAUCCCUCCUCCAUCUGCAGCCCCGCCAAAUGACCCUGGUGAUGACUGAACUUCGAGAUGACAUUGCACCAGGUCCAGACCCCAAUUUCAACCCUAAUCUUUUCUCUGAAGAUGAAGAAGAAGUUUUCCAGCAAGAAGAACAUGGUGGUGGUAGAAUGCAACCAGACAUUGCCCCACCUAUUGCCCCCAUGACUCCAAGAUCUCAUCACUCAGUCCCUGGUUCCACAGCAGGAAGAUUUGCUACACAACCACACCCAAAAUCCUCACAAGUCCUACCCCCACCAUACAUCACUGCUCCCAGUAACCAUCAUGUAACCUCAGAAACUAGUGUGACUGUGAAUGACACUCUGGUUCCUGCAUUGGCAAAGGCAGAGUCAUAUGAAGAUGAAUAUCCAUAUGUGGACCUUACUGACAUUGUUCAUUACUGUGAAUCACAACGUGCAGAUGCUGCCUCUUGCUCCUCAGCACCAACUGUAAGAAGCUACAUAGAUAGUUGCACCAGUUCACAAGUGCUACCAGCAUCAAACAGUAUGGUGUACAGUGUUGGGGGAAAUGGUGGGAGCAGUAGUGGGGGCGGAACAUACAACAAUAUGAUAGGUGGUGUAACACAGUACAUGGGGAAGUAUAGUGUUUCAACAGGAGGUUGUGUAAAGGGCACUGCUACUCAGAUAACUCACCACAUUUCCCCACUGAUGUGUGAUGGCACUGUUUCAACACUUCAGUCACCGAAAAAUGCUGUUGCCCCAAGUGAAUUUCUUAUUGACCGUAACCCAGCUUCACAGACUAUAAUGGCAGCUGCUAUAUCCAAUGAUCAUGCAUGUAUAGUCCACAGGAUGAAAUUUAUGUCAGUAGAACAACAGGGUCAGAAUCAAAGUGUGGUUGGUUUGAACCUGAAUCUAGAUUUAUGCACAGUAGAACAGAAUAACAUAGAUAUUAGGCCAGUGGUUAUGAAAAGAGUUGACAAUGAAGGAAGCAACAUCAACAACAACAAUAACAACAACAACAACAACAAGAAGCUGCCUCAAUUAUAUAAUGUAAGUUUAUGUGACAGUACUUCUGGAACAGAUGUAGCUAUUAUUCCAACUAACAGUGUCAUACACAGUGCAUCCACUUCUCCUAUGAAACCAAUAAACAGCAACAAUAAUGUGAUCAAUGUGGAGAAAAGAAAGGAGAAGUAUUAUUCAAACAAAUCAAGCCCCAGCGGAAACCAAGUGGGAACUCCAGGCUCAAAAUGGUGCAUGGGGAAACCAGAAGACCUUCUUUACAUUGAUGAAGAUGGAGUAUCUGCCCCUAGUGAACUGCCUACUCCAGAUAGAGGGAAUGUGAAGAGAACACCUACCAUCAUCCCAAUAGCACCAUGUCCUCCAGCUUGUCUGGCAGACUCCAUGGUUCGAAGCUGCAGUGUUGGAUAUCUGGAUUUGGUGGAUGCACAGCUUGUCCCUAGUGAUGUGGCACAAUUAGUAUUUCGAAAAGAGGCACCAAAACGCCUGGUGUUGGUAAAUAGGAAGAACAAACAAAGAAAACACAAGAAUAGAGGUCAACAUGCUCAGGAGUUGAGCAGUAGUGGAGCUGAAGACAGGAAUGUGUCUAGUACAUCCAGACCACUGAAACUGAAAAACUGUGGGAAGAGCAGAAGUCUUGACUCCAGUGACAUCUUCCCUCCAAACAAUUUUACCAACCAAAUUCCAUCCAAAAAUGAGAAGGUUCCAACAGAAUUACUCCAGGGAAGAUAUCACCACCAGAACCAAAUACCACUGGUUGCUGUUUCCUCUGUGUCCUCAGCAUCUCAGGAAACAGGUCAGACAGCAACAAUGCCAAAGUCCUCCCCACUCCCUUCUACAUUAUUGCAUGAAAAGACCAAAUUGCCAGUGUUGCCCCCUUCAGAAGGAGGAAACAGUUUGAAUGGGAACUGUGGAACAGACUUGAGUGAAAAGUUGGCAGUUAGGGAAGCAAGUUCUUCACAUUGUCUUGGUGCAGAUGUCUUACCAACUUUUGACAGCCUAGCAAUGAGGUUGAAGUGCAGAGAGCUACUUGAGGAAUCAAGGUCUUUGCCUCCUCCUACUCCAUGUGCUUCACCACGUCUCCCUCGUAGCAGCCCAACUAGCCCAGCCCCUAGCAAAAAAUCUAGCAAGCGCAAUCAAUCUUCUUCUCCUAUCAGGAAACACCUGCUCAAUUCCCCACUGUUGUCAAGACGGCAACGUAAAAGCAAGACGACAGAAAGCUCGGAUGAUGAGGUAGUACAAUCAGGAGAUGAGGUGUUCAGUGGAAAGAAUUACCGUGAUCUUGAGAGCUUCCAGAAAGCUCAGCUGAGGCAGAAGUUGAAACGUGGAAAGUGCAAAGUAGAUUGCCCUGAAGGUAGUCCGACUCCACAGAAACCUCGACGGAGGGAAUUUGUGAUGCACAAUAAGGCACCCAUGUGGAAUGAGAACAGUCAGGUAUACCAACUUGACUUUGGAGGUCGAGUUACCCAAGAGUCAGCCAAGAACUUCCAGAUUGAGUUCAGAGGGAAGCAGGUGAUGCAGUUUGGACGUAUUGAUGGAAAUGCUUAUACAUUAGACUUCCAGUAUCCAUUCUCUACAUUGCAAGCAUUUGCAGUGGCACUUGCUAAUGUAACACAAAGGCUCAAGUGAAUUCUACUGGGUAUUUUUUGACAUAUCACAGAUCCACCAAACUUGUUCUAUUCAGUAUGAUAUUGAGAAUGGAUGGAUCAUGCAGGCUGUGAAUUGCUAAACAAACAACCAAUUGCCAAACGGGCUGUUGUGUGGUCAACCCAAAUGACAGCUGGGGAAAUGGAAAGUUUCUGCAUGUCGACCACUAUAAAACACACACUUCAGUCCCGUGCUCACAAACCAGCAGAUAUAAUUUCAAGUUCUAAAAACUCGUUCUAGUCACACAUCUCUCUAUAAUCUUGUCAAGAAUAUUUACUUCUGCUCAUUAUGCUGCAUUUUUUAAAUAUUUGAUCAAGAAUUUCCAUGAAUGUACAUCAGUGAAUGCAUAUCUGCAGAACAUCAUUUUAAGCAGUGUUUUCCUCCAUUCAUUUUGCCUAAGGUUGUGUCUUUUGUCUUUAGAUCUCAUAUCCUUUAGGCCUAUGUAUGUAACUUUACUUCAUUCCAGAAGAGUUUCAGGAAUGCUUUACGUCCAGAAGUUUUUAAAAUGAACUGAGGAAACAUUUAAACAGUAACUGCAGUUAACAGUUGUAUUGGUUUCAUAUGUACUCGUAUGAUAUAAAACUGAAGAAAAAUCUGAUAGACUGAAGAAUUUUUUGAAUGGAUAUCUUUUGCAGUAUUGUACUGAUAGUGAAUCUUAGCCAUAAAAGUUAUGUUUCUUUUAUGUUUGACUGUAUCAUCAAAAUGCAAUCAAUAGAGAGUUUGUGCUUUGAGACUUAGGUUUCAGUGGUCUGAGUCUGUAUGCUUUAUUGAGAUGUUUUGUUGUAAUGUUGAUAAGGUAUGACUACUCAAGAAGUUGGGAACUAGUCCAUUGUUUGCAACAUGUAUUAUAAGGCUUAAUAUAAAUUAGCUGGUAAAAAUAAUUUCACAGUCAGGUUGUAGGUUCAGUGAAAUGAAAUUAUGAGGUGCAGGUUUACCAGAUGUUGCUGUCACACUCAGAAACAGAGGUUUAUAGAUGCUCCCUAACUUGAUAGCACAUCAUAUUAAAAUGUUCUGCAUAUAUUUUUGUUAUAACACAGUUUCAUGGUACAGAUAUUUUUAAAAACCAAUAUCUGUAUUAGGGAUAUUUUCAAAUGAAUGAAACAUAGUAGUAUAAAUAUAAUUUAUGAUUCACACUGGAGACCUCACUGAAGUAGUCAAAUUGUCACCACUUGACAAUUAUUCAUUUCCAAUACAGUGAUGACAUGAUACUACCUAACAGAGCUUAUGUGAUGCUUGAUGCAUGUAAAAUAAAAAAAUAUUCACUUAAAGUGGUAAUAACUUCUACAAUAUUAAGAUAAGUUUUCACCUUAUCUGUAGUUGUUUGAGAAUUUGGCAGUUCUUGCAUUCAGAACAUGACAAAAAGUUGGCCUUUCGUGUUAUAUGUGACUCUACACUAAGAAUUACUGCCAUGAGGACAGCAAAUCCAAUUGAGUAUUUGUGAUUGUCUGAACAAAUUAAUCAUGGACUUUCUCCCUAGAGAGUAUGAGAAAGAUUAUUAAAUACAAUGUUUGGUGAGUGUUCAGUCUCUUCUUUCUAUGUACAGUGUGUUUUAUAUAAAAUCCUUUUGCAUCUAAGUUGGUUUCUUGUCACCCUUUCUGGCUGGUCACCAGGUGAACAUACUCAUAUAAGCUCUGUUUUAAUGCAUAAAGCAAUCUAUGACCAAUACUGUUUAAUCAUUGUUUAAUUAUAGUUUAAUGCAUAAAGUGAUCUUCAUUCCAUAGGACAGUGAUAAACAAUAAGAUAUGCUUCUGAUGUUAUAUCAUUACAUUUUCAGAACCUGAUUAAUGAAAAUUAAGAUAAUUUAAUAUUUUAUUGCAGUACAUUAAUUUUCUGUGUCAGUUAUAUUGUUAAAGUGUACUGUAAUUGUUUUAAAAACUGGGAAGUAUUACAGAAAAAUGUUUGUAAGAAAAGUCUUCUUUGUGUUCAGCAUGAAUAUAUAUUUAUAAUAUUGUCAUAAUAAAUAAGCAGUUUCAUUAUUUCAGUGCAGUUCAUUUUAUGAAAAUCCAGACACAAUAUGCACUUUUGCUGGUAAGAAUAUAAAAUAAUAAAAGACAUAGAAGAAGUUAGUAAAAUUCAAUAUCCAGAAAAAACAAAUUUCCAGUGGAACAUGUUCUUUGUCUCACAGUCUGCUGAUAAAAAGCCAAAGUACAUGACUGUCAUAACAAUUCAGGCUUCCAAUUUCUGGGUCAUGGCCAUGCCAUGACUUUCAAUACAACACUCAGUGUAGCUAGUUGAGGCAGUCUGCUACAAGCUGGAUGGUCACAGAUUCAAUUCCUGAUGAGGUUGUUUGAUUUUUCAUUGACCUCAUUCUUCUAGCUGCACUAUGGCCCUGGGGUCAACCCAGCAUCUAACAGAAAUGAGUACCAGGA